This is a messenger RNA of Rubroshorea leprosula, 496 nucleotides long. NCBI's taxonomy places the organism in Eukaryota, Viridiplantae, Streptophyta, Magnoliopsida, Malvales, Dipterocarpaceae. The record is from the annotation of a GenBank genome assembly.
AAGACUCGUCCAGCAAUCAACUUCCAUUCAAAUUCUCUUAAGAGUUCCUCUUUACAUACUCUUCUCCUGCCCAAAAUGUCUUCAUGCGGUGGAAACUGUGGCUGCGGAUCCAGCUGCAAGUGCGGCAAUGGCUGCGGCAGCAGCAGCAUGUAUCCUGACAUCACCGAGAAAACCACCACUGAGACCAUCAUCGCUGGAGUUGCACCAGUGAAGAUGGUUUAUGAGGAAACAGAGAUGGGUUCCGUGGCUGAGAACGGAUGCAAAUGCGGGUCAAACUGCAGCUGCGAUCCCUGCAACUGCAAAUGAAGAAGAUGGGCAUGAACAUGCCAAGAACAAAGCAGCAGUGUCAUGUUAUAAUUUAAGAUAUAAUUUCUAAAACUAUUGUUGUUUAAGAGUCUGUAUUGUCUACGACACAGCUUGCUAUAAAUAAGAGACGGCUAGUUCUGGUCAUGAAUUGAAUUGCUGCUUUGUAUUUGAAUGAAUCUCUAAUCUAAUA